AUGGAUAUGUUGAAGUGGAUGUGUGGUAAUACUAUGAUGGAUAGAAUAAGAAAUCAGGAGUUCAGGGAAAAGUUAGGGAUUGCACCUCUCUCUGCAAAGAUGAGGAAGAACAGAUUGAGAUGGUUUGGACAUGUGCAGAGAAAGAUCCAUAACACCCCAAUAAGAAGGAUCGAACGCAUCAUAGUGGAGGGCAAGAGAAGUCGAGGAAGAGUUAGAAGAACGUGGGAGGAACAGAUUAAAAGUGACCUGUACGAACUCCACCUCUCUAAAGACGUGACCAGGGAUAGGGGCAAUUGGCGGCGUCUUAUCCACGUCUUAGAUUACUAA
Molecule: messenger RNA, 327 nt
Organism: Amaranthus tricolor (Joseph's coat)
Lineage: Eukaryota; Viridiplantae; Streptophyta; Magnoliopsida; Caryophyllales; Amaranthaceae
Exons: 1
Coding region: 1-327 (108 amino acids)
Source: RefSeq, a predicted model, not a curated record